AUGAAUUCAUCAAUGUUUCAAAAUUCUAUUGAAUCUUCACUCGAUCGAUUAGAUCGUUUGAAUUUACGUUAUCAGCGAGAACUUGUUUUGAAAAAUAAACACUAUGAAGAUUUAGUCGAUCGACAUUAUCCACAUUAUAAAAAAUUUGAAUUACCACUUAAUCAUAACUUAAUCUAUAUACAUAAACAAACAUCAAUCGAAAUAUUAAAUCAUGUCAUUAACGUUGCUUCUGAUACAUAUAACUUUAUUCUUGAUACACAAAAUGAAAUUGAUCCAUACCCGUGGGCUACAAAAUAUACACCAUCAUUAUUACAGAUAAAAUUUGAUUCAUUUAAACAUUCACCGUUAAUUCUUUUUGUUGAAGUAUCAUACUUAAAAUCCAAUUUUUCUACACGUACACACGACUAUACUAAACAACAAAAAAUAAAACAAUUAUUUAAAAAUAUAUUUUCACCAAAUAAGUAUAUUUUUGCAUGGGGUAACGUAAAAGAAAAAUUAACACCAUUUUAUAAAUUUCAAUUGUUUACUGAAAACGACUUAAAUCAAUUGAAUCCAAUUGAUUUACAUGCACAUUUUAGAGAGUGGUAUAAAUUGUUCUUUCCAUCGUCAUUAAUUUCCAAAGUGAGAUCAAAGAAUGAACCAUACUCGUUACAAACAGCCAUUUUUCUUGUUUUUGACGAAUGGCUAAAUACACGUAUGCAAUAUGCUUCAUGGAAUUGUGGUAUUGACACUAAUUUAAAAACUUAUCAUUGUCAAUUUUCGUCUAAAAUUGACAAUGAUUAUUAUCAUUUCGUUCGAGACGAAAUUAAUUAUCGUAAAGAAAUGGAAAUAUAUGCCAUUUCUAAUUGUUUUGCUAUAAAAAAAUUAAUGAAUUUAAUGCUCAAACAAAAGCCAUUAAGUGAGAAAAACAUUCUUUCAUCAUCUAAAAUCAUUCACUAUAAACGUCAAAAAAGACCUCAAUCAUUAGUUUAA
This is a messenger RNA of Rotaria sordida, 972 nucleotides long. The record is from the annotation of a GenBank genome assembly. Lineage: Eukaryota; Metazoa; Rotifera; Eurotatoria; Philodinida; Philodinidae.